This is a messenger RNA of Vanessa tameamea, 1764 nucleotides long. Its product is annotated as ecdysone oxidase-like. Lineage: Eukaryota; Metazoa; Arthropoda; Insecta; Lepidoptera; Nymphalidae. The record is from RefSeq and is a predicted model, not a curated record. The coding region runs from base 1 to 1764 and encodes 587 amino acids. The transcript is spliced from 3 exons. Gene Ontology annotation, molecular function: oxidoreductase activity, acting on CH-OH group of donors; flavin adenine dinucleotide binding.
AUGGAUUCUGCGGUUGUUUUUGAAAAUGCUAUACGUAUACAACAGGCUCUGAGCGUUAUCGGGACUCUCAUGCUCACCGCCUACCUCUUCCCCAGGCAGGCCACCGUCAAAGAUUUUGAAGAAUACGACUUCAUAAUAGUUGGAGGAGGAUCGGCAGGGAGCGUGAUAGCCGAUAGGCUAUCUGAGUGUUCUCAGUUCAAGGUGUUGGUGAUAGAGGCAGGUGGUGAUCCACCUAUGGAAUCACUAGUACCGGUGCUAUAUCCAUAUCUCUCAAAUUCGCAGUAUGAUUGGAAUAUAACUUCAGUUAUUGAGCCAAAUGCGGGUAAUGGUCGAAAAACUAAAGAAUUUAAUCUAGUAUGUGCACGUGUCUUGGGUGGAGGCAGUAGUAUUAAUUAUAUGAUGUACGUGCGCGGUUGUCCUGGAGAUUACUAUCCCUGGGCUAGACUGAGCAACGAUAGUAAUUGGGCUUAUGAUAAUAACUUACCAUACUUUAUAAAAAGCGAAAGAAUGGUUAGCAAGGAAAUUUUACAGUCCCCCUACAGAUUGUACCAUGGUACGAAAGGUUUUUUAGGUAUAACUAGGGAAAACAGGCCAGAAACGAAAAAAUAUUUACAGGCGUUCGAAGAACUAGGUUAUGAUAUAGUUUUUGACGUCAAUGGGAAACAAAGUCUGGGAUAUACAUUGCCACUUAAUACUAUAGCUGAAGGAAUACGACAGACAACUGCUUAUACAAAUCUAGGAGCAAAUAAACAUAGGAAUAAUCUUUAUUUGUUAAAGCGUACUGUAGUUACUCAAAUUUUAUUCGAUGAAAACAAUAAUGCUAUCGGCGUAAAAGCCCUUACACAUGAUAAUAAAAGUAUAACGCUUAAAGCUAAACGUGAAGUUAUUGUAUCAUCUGGCUCUAUUAAUACUCCUAAAUUACUCAUGUUGUCAGGCAUUGGUCCAAGAGAACACCUAGAAUCGCAAAAUAUAAAAGUAAGGAGUGCAUUGCCUGUUGGCCUCAACUAUCAAGACCAUUGGUUACUUCAACUAUCGUUUAAAAUGGAAAAAAGUGAAUUGCCUGCCAACCCAAUUAAAUCAUAUCAAAUUCCAUUUCCAGUUGUAACUGGGUAUGUGAAACUUAAUAAAACGAAAUCAUGCGCCGAAUAUCAGACCGUUAAUACAAUUGUACCAAAUGACCCCGAAGGUCCUCCUCUAUCGUGCACCUUUAAUUUUAAAUAUAAAGAUAAUAUUUGUCAAAAUUUGUAUGAAGCAAGUAAAGGUAGAAACACAAUGGAAACCGCAUUGAUUUUAUUACAUCCCAAAUCAAGAGGCCAAAUAACACUUCGUUCAUCAAAUCCAUUGGAUCCACCAAAUGUUUUUACUGGUAUAUUUUCCGAUAAAAGAGACUUGGAAGAUUACACCAGCUACGUUGAAGAUUUUGUUAAAGUUGUAAACACGACUUAUUUCAAGAGUGUCCAAUCUGAAAUUAUUGAUUUAAAAUUACCUGAAUGCACAGAUUGGACGUUUGGUAGUAGAGAGUAUUGGAGGUGUUAUGUACAAACAAUGGCGACGACAUCGCUACACUUCAUUGGCACCGCAUCCUUGGGGUCCGUAGUCGAUAGUAGGCUACGUGUUUUAAAUGUAAAUCGAUUGCGUGUGGCUGAUGCGAGUGUUAUGCCAUCACACACUAGCGGUAAUCCGAACGCGGUUGUGAUAAUGAUCGCUGAAAAGUUGGCUGAUUUUGUGGAACAAGAGCACGGCCAUCAUGGUCAGUGUUCUUAG